Molecule: messenger RNA, 1878 nt
Organism: Thalassophryne amazonica
Lineage: Eukaryota; Metazoa; Chordata; Actinopteri; Batrachoidiformes; Batrachoididae
Gene: mmd2a
Product: monocyte to macrophage differentiation-associated 2a
Exons: 7
Coding region: 169-966 (265 amino acids)
Cellular component (GO): membrane
Molecular function (GO): pore-forming activity
Source: RefSeq, a predicted model, not a curated record
AACCCGGCCGGCCGGCAGUUUCCCCUGCGCGUGUUGCGCUCCCGUCGCCUCUGUGUGGUGCUGGACGGGAUGGAUCAAAGUUUUUGCUCCACCGAUUUCCCGACGCAUGAGUGAGCUUUGUGUCUGUGCGUGGAGCUCACAGACCCCACAGGUCGGUGACCCGUGGCUAUGUGUUUGCGUUUGGGCGCACGGCGGCGGGACAUCCGAAGCGGAGAACCCGCGCGCACCCCGAGCGCACCGACGCGCCAUGGACUUAAGAAGACAAAAUAUGGAAGGUUUAUGAACUGCAGGGUCCCGGCCAGUAGGCGUUACCAGCCCACUGAAUACGAACAUGCGGCUAACUGUGCCACACACGGGUUCUGGAUCCUCCCGAGUCUGGUGGGCGGGUCUGUGCUUUACUUCCUGUCUGUGGACCAAUGGCAUUGUGUCGCCGCGUGGCUCUAUGGGAUUGGCCUCACUGGACUAUUUGUCACCUCAACACUCUUCCACACUGCCACGUGGAAAAUCAGCCACCUCCGAAAGGUGGAGCAGAGUUUCCACAUGUGUGACAGAAUGGCCAUUUACUUCUUCAUUGCUUCAUCCUACUCUCCCUGGUUGAUGCUGAGGGAACUAGGGCCGUGGGCGAGUCACAUGCGCUGGCUGAUCUGGGUCAUGGCAUGUGUUGGAUCCAUGUAUGUCUUCUUUUACCACGAGAGGUAUAAGCUGGUGGAGCUGCUGGGCUACAUGACCAUGGGCGCUGUGCCUGCACUGGCUAUUCUCUCUAUGGUGGAACGUACAGGUGUGUGUGAGCUGGCAGUCGGAGGGGUCUUCUACAUGGUGGGCGUGGUCUUCUUCAAGAGUGAUGGCCUCGUCCCAUUUGCUCAUGCUAUCUGGCAUCUUUUCGUUGCAUUUGGAGCAGGAAUUCAUUAUUACGCCAUAUGGAGGUAUCUGUACCUCCCGGGGCCACUGCUGCAGACAUCAAGGUGACUAACCGCUGUCACACAGAUCCACACUUGGUAUCUGACACCACUCAGAAACGUCUGCAGGAGAUGAUCACCAGUUAACUGACUGUCCGAGUUGAAUAUUGAAUAAUGAGCUGGUUUGACGAUGGCAGAUCUGGAUCGAAUGAAACCUAAAAUCCUGAGACCAACCACUGUCUGACUGGACCAAAUGUACACUGACUGAUAAUUCUACAGAGAUAGAACCACAAAUAUGCAAAAUAGGAUUCUGAAUUGGUUGUAAAAGAGGCUUACUAUCAUUAAGCGUUUCAAACUUCAACAAAUAAAUCACAUUUAAAGGGGUCAUGUUGUGAACAAUCGUAAUCUACUGUUUAAUAGUGGAAUAGCUAAGAUUUCAUGUUAGAUGAUCCUAAAGUUCUGUCCAAGUGGUCAAACGUAUUCUGUUUACUUUUUGUGCUGGACAUUACUACAGUAUGUCGACAAUCAAAUUCCAGGCUGCUAGUAGCACUGCCCACCUCACACAUUUUUGUAUUUAUUCAUUUAUUUAUAUAUCCUUCAGAGGACCAAACAUGAAUUAAGUCUAAAUAAAGGCACAAAAGUAUAACUACAUGUAUAUAAAUACAAGAAUAAAAAUAUAAAUGUGAUGUGCGUUCAAAGAGUAUCCAACAUUUGGCAGUGAAAAAUACAGUUACUCACCUGGAGGUCUGAAAUCCAAAUCCUCUUUUGAAGCAGUCUCCUUGGGACUGCACAUACUUCUCCCAGCAAUUCUGCCAUUAAUGGAAGUAUUUCUGAAGGUUCUCUUUUGGAAUGGUGUCCAGCUGGGCUGUAGUGUUCUGUAUGAUGUCUUCUCAUGACUCAAACUGAGUCCCUUUUAGUGUUAUUUUGAUGUUGGGGAACAGCCAAAAAUCAGAGGGAGCCAUGUCAUUGGAGUAGGGAACCU